Molecule: messenger RNA, 594 nt
Organism: Daucus carota subsp. sativus
Lineage: Eukaryota; Viridiplantae; Streptophyta; Magnoliopsida; Apiales; Apiaceae
Exons: 1
Coding region: 48-563 (171 amino acids)
Source: RefSeq, a predicted model, not a curated record
CGUCCCCCUUUUCAUCUGCAUCAAAUCCACACAACACGAGUUGCAUCAUGGACUCACUGAGUUGCAUGAAGCGAGUCAGAGAAGACCCAGACGAGUCCGUCUCCUCCCAAGACGUGAAGCGACUCAAAGAAGACCUCUUCAACAUGCAAGACGAGUCGUACCCGAGUCACGGUCUCGACUCGUUCAUACAGAUCUUUGAAAACGAGAUUUCGGGGUUUUCUCCGGCACAGGAGAAAGUGGAAUAUUCCGGCGAGUCUCAGCCGGAACUCGGGUUUCUUCUAGAGGCUUCGGAUGAUGAACUGGGCUUACCACCCUCUACGUCUUUGGGAGAGAAAGUGGAGACUGAGUUGUUCCGAGUCACGUCUGACUCGUCGGAACUCAGUGAGUCAUGGGGGUCGGGUUAUGACUCGUUUGAUUUGGGUUAUGGGGAUGGUUUAUGUGAUUAUGGAUGUAGUAAUGAUAGUGGGGAGUUUGUGACGGUGGAUGGGUUAUUUGAUUAUUCAGACAUGGGUUUUGGGUCGGGUGAAAUUUUUUUGAAACCUAAAAUUUUACCAGCUCUGUAAUAGAUUGUUCUUAUUGAGCUGUGUUCUAUGU